GCCUUUGACUGCUCCCCCUCGCCAUAUUCGCCGCGAGCUCGCCAGUCCCCUGUGUCCCCUGCGCGCGAGGCGCUGACCGGCAUGGCGUGAACUCACCCGCCCUCUCCGUCACUUUCGUUUUUCCCCGCCCGCCUCUCCUCUCUCUCUCUCUUUGCCCGUCUCAAUCGCCAACCCUACUAACCGCAUGCUCGCCACGCCCAAAGCGAGCGAGUCACCAUCGCCGCGAGGCGGCACGAAGGCGUCGAUAAGCUUUAAUCUCCUAGGACGAGCCUGCGCGGCCCUGGAAAGAGCGACUUUGAAAUGAGCGGCCCUGAACCGAACGGCCUUGUGCUGAGACCGAAUGAGCCGCUCGGCGCGCAGCAGGCGGCGAUGAUCUUCGUGAGGCGGCCCGUGCCGGGGCGCGUGAAGACGCGCCUCGCUGCAGCCGUGGGACCCGAAGCGGCGUGCGACUUCUACCGCGCGUGCUGCGAACACGUGGUCUCCGCGAUCGCGCGCUGCCCCGACCUGCAGGCAUCCACACAUAUCUUCAUCUUCUUCUCUGAGCCGUCGGAUGAAUCCGAGAUCAAGCGGUGGAUGCACGGAUUGCUGCCAUCUCCGAACUCCCUCCGCUUUGUGUCUCAGGUAGCGGGAGACGUGGGUGCUCGCAUGCAAGCUGCCUUCCAGCACGUGCUGGCCCUUGGAUACCACAGGGUGGUGGUGGUUGGAACGGACAUCCCUGAUGUGAGCGGCGCCACUGUGGCGGCUGCGCUCUCUGCUCUGCGGCAGCACGGGGUGGUCUUUGGGCUGGCUCUGGAUGGCGGAUACUACCUGCUCGGCCUCACAGCAGUGCGGCCGUGCCUCUUCAAUGCCAUCGACUGGAGCACUGAGAGGGUGCUUCAGCAGUCCCUCGCCGCCCUCCGUGCCAGCGGGGUGGCCGACGUGGCACCGCUGGACUCCCUCCCCCACCUGAGGGACAUCGACACUGUUCGCGACCUCGCAGCCUGGCUUGCGGACAAACUAGCGGCGCGUGACAAUGAGGGUGCCGUCAGUGCCGUGGGGGCAGGAGCUACACUGAGUGAUUGUAGAAGGCUAGGGCAUGAGGGGGAUGAAGUGCUCAGAGCAGGGAAUGCUGGAGUGCGUUCAACAGAUAUUCCUGGCUGUGCGGCCGUAGCGAAGGCUGGGGAGGAGGUGAGAGUGGUGCAGGAAGCUCAGGGAUUAACUUCGGAAGUUGCGAGAAUUCUCAGCCAAACGAGCGUACCGUACUAGUAUGAGAAUUCAGAGUAACAGAAUAUGAAACGAGGACCUUGACGUGAUGGGCCAAAUCAUGUCUAUAUGGGUUUUUUUCUCACAUUG
Molecule: messenger RNA, 1332 nt
Organism: Closterium sp. NIES-67
Lineage: Eukaryota; Viridiplantae; Streptophyta; Zygnematophyceae; Desmidiales; Closteriaceae
Source: the annotation of a GenBank genome assembly